Molecule: messenger RNA, 627 nt
Organism: Lottia gigantea (owl limpet)
Lineage: Eukaryota; Metazoa; Mollusca; Gastropoda; Lottiidae
Exons: 2
Biological process (GO): regulation of DNA-templated transcription
Molecular function (GO): sequence-specific DNA binding; zinc ion binding; DNA-binding transcription factor activity
Source: RefSeq, a predicted model, not a curated record
AUAUCUGCUUGCAGAGCUUGUCAGAUAUGUGCUCGCAGAACUUGUCAGAUAUGUGAUAGCAGAGCUUGUCAGAUAUGCACUAGCAGAGCUUGUCAGAUAUAUGCUUGCAGAGCUUGUCAGAUAUGUGCUAGCAGAGCUUGUCAGAUAUGCACUAGCAGAGCUUGUCAGAUAUGUGCUAGCAGAGCUUGUCAGAUAUGUGAUAGCAGAGCUUGUCAGAUAUGUGAUAGCAGAGCUUGUCAGAUAUGUGCUAGCAGAGCUUGUCAGAUAUGUGCUAGCAGAGCUUGUCAGAUAUGUGCUAGCAGAGCUUGUCAGAUAUGUGACAGCAGAGCUUGUCAGAUAUGUGCUAGCAGAGCUUGUCAGAUAUGCACUAGCAGAGCUUGUCAGAUAUGUGCUAGCAGAGCUUGUCAGAUAUGUGCUCGCAGAACUUGUCAGAUAUGUGAUAGCAGAGCUUGUCAGAUAUGUGCUAGCAGAGCUUGUCAGAUAUGUGCUAGCAGAGCCUCAUGUCAGAUAUCUGCUUGCAGAGCUUGUCAGAUAUGUGCUCGCAGAACUUGUCAGAUAUGUGAUAGCAGAGCUUGUCAGAUAUGCACUAGCAGAGCUUGUCAGAUAUAUGCUUGUAGAGCUUGUCAG